UAUGACACCAAACCCUAAAGCAAAAACCCCAACAAAACAAAAACAAAAAAACAAAAAAAAUCCCACCCACGUUUCCGCGUGCACCUAAUUACGAUAAUUCCGAAAUUCCAUUAUCGUAAAAGAUCUUCGAAAUGAGUGACGAGUACCUGAGCAAGCCGCUAUCCUUCGGAGCACCAGAAUCCCGGGGAAUCGCCGGAACCCAACAGCUACAGCCUCUGUCCCCGUAUCUGAAUUAUGAUUCGCGUUUGUUGCAGGCGCAGCCCGAGUUCAUCUUUCCAGAAGGCGCAUCAAAACAACGGGGCCGUUUCGAACUCGCUUUCUCGCAGAUCGGCUCCUCCGCUAUGAUCGGCGCGUGUAUCGGGGGAAUGGGCGGUUUGUACAACGGACUCAACGCGACCAAAUUAGCCAACCAGACUGGCAAGCUACGCCGAACUCAAUUAUUAAACCAUGUGAUGAAGCAAGGAGCAGCGACCGCCAACACGCUCGGUACGAUAGCCGUUAUGUAUUCGGCCUUCGGGGUGCUCCUGCAGUGGGCACGUGGAGAGGAUGAUGACUUCAACACUAUCGCAGCUGGUGGUGCUACUGGGUUGCUGUACAAAUCCUCUGCUGGUAUCAGGAAAUGCGCCCUGGGCGGCGGCGUUGGCUUGGCUCUAACUUCCUUAUACGUUCUGUGGAGCAUGACAGGCGGUGGAUCACGAAAGUUAAGCGACCUAAAAUCCCAAUAUAUAUAAAUAUGGAGAAGGAUAACAUAAUCAGGUUUAAAGAACAUUGGCUGAUAAGGCCAAGCAGCAACAGAAAGCGAGCAUUAAACUUAUUUCCUUAUUAGAGGCUCGGUCUGUAUGUAAUAGCGGAGUAAAAAGGUACUUCUGUAAGAUGCGUUUCCAAAACAGCCCAAUACCAAUCCAAUAAAAUGAUUUCGAACUCGUAA
Messenger RNA from Anopheles darlingi, 928 nucleotides. RefSeq names its product mitochondrial import inner membrane translocase subunit Tim23 (gene Tim23). Gene Ontology annotation, cellular component: mitochondrial inner membrane; TIM23 mitochondrial import inner membrane translocase complex. Lineage: Eukaryota; Metazoa; Arthropoda; Insecta; Diptera; Culicidae. The transcript has 3 exons. The coding region runs from base 132 to 731 and encodes 199 amino acids. Gene Ontology annotation, molecular function: transmembrane protein transporter activity. Gene Ontology annotation, biological process: protein import into mitochondrial matrix. The record is from RefSeq and is a predicted model, not a curated record.